UACGUUUGACGUCACUGUGCGUGCAACUGCAAAUGUUUAUUUUACUGAUAAUUACAGAGUUUAAAUAUUAAUACAUAAAAUGAAUACAACGAAUUUGUGUCGAAGUUGUAUGAAAGAAGUGGCGUCUUGGGAGAGAGAGAACUUCGACCCUAGAGCAGUGGAAAUGUUUUGUUUUUGCACAAAUAUUUCGAUCACAGAAGAUGACAAACUACCAAAGCAAUUUUGUUAUGAUUGUAUUAUUAAAAUAGAGUCUGCAUUCACAUAUAUAACUGAAGCUCACAAAGUUGAUGCUACCCUUAAGAACAUCAUCUCUCGGAGUAGUACAAGCAUUAUAGUGAAGCCAGACACACACUCCAGACCCACAGACAAUCUCAAACUCACUCUACCAGACUACAAGAUCAGUGUAAGCGUCCACAAUUAUGAGGAACAAAUUAUAUUUGAUAACACUGAUGUAGCUCCAACUGAAAGUCACAAAGAACCUGAAUCAUACCACAUAGAAGAAACGGAAACAGAACAAGUACCAAACGUAUCAGAAGGAGAUAAUAUAGAGAAGAGCAUAGAAGAUACAGCUCCACAGAGUGUGAAAGAGACAGCAAAAGUGGAAGAAACUAAAAAGAAUGUGUGUCCAGUGUGCAAGAAAGCUUUCUCAUCCAAGACAUGGUUUAAUAAGCAUAUGAAAAAGGAACAUGAACAUAAAUUCCUUUGCCCGCAUUGUCCAAAGACAUUCACCAAAGCCUCGCUGCUGUCAGACCACGCGGCCACUCACUCCGACGAGCGCAAGUUCAGCUGCUCGGUGUGCGGCAAGCGCUACAAGCGCCGCAAGCAGCUCGCGUACCAUGCGCGUGCGCACGCCGACGCCCGACCAUACGCCUGCGAUCAAUGUAACAUGAGGUUUAAAAUUAAAAGUAUAUUGAAGAGGCACAUGACAGUACACGAAGGGGAUAAGCAGUAUUUGUGCUACUUCUGUGGCUGGAGUUUUGCUCAAGCCGGUAACCUAGAAGUCCACAUGAGGAUCCACACGGGUGAGAAGCCGUUCUCCUGCAAGGAGUGCGGGUUCCGCGCCGCCGUGUCGUCCAACCUGCGGCGCCACCAGCGCCAGCACCAGGCCGCCAGGACAUACGUCUGCAAACACUGCAACAAAGGCUUCUACGAUGCUAGCAGUCUGUCCCGCCACGCGCGCACGCACACGGGCGAGCUCCCGUACGCGUGCCCGGGCUGCGCGCGGCGCUUCGCCGACAGCUGGAAGCGCAAGACGCAUCUCAUGCGCGCGCACCGCCUGCAGCUGCGCGACAUCCCGCGCAUGCGCAGGGACGGGGCCACCGUAGUCUAGGCGCGUAGGGGCAACAUCAGAGCAGAGGAUGGAAGGAUUGGACCAUGUGCUAUCACGUCAUGCUGAACGAUAAAGAACUAUACCUUAAGGUUUGAAACAAGAAUUUUACCUACGAGACGGAUUUCUUGUUCCUUUGCCCUUAGUCUAUUAACCAAAAUAAAAUUAAAACAAUCAAAUUUCAAAACUUCAAAAACAAUUAUACACCACCUGAUUCUAUUCUGUUUUGUCUUCAAAUAAAAAAAGUGCUUGACAUCUUACAUACAAAAUCAUGAAAAAAUGACACUUUGUAAAUCAAAUUGUGUUAACAAACUCCUGUUGCAGCCUGUAACGUGGAUAGUCCUUAGUUAUACUAGUAAGUUGUAAAUCUAAGUACAAUAAUAAUGAUCUCAACGACGUUACAUAUAAUAUGUAUUAAGAAUACUCAUUCUUUAUAAUGUUAGAAUAAGAAAAUACUAUAUCUAGGCCUCAUAUAUAACUAUAUAUUUAUUGUAUAAUACUUACUAAGUUUGUAUAGAUUUAUUUUAUAUAUGUUUCAAAUGAUUUAUUUAUAAAACAAACUAUGAAACCAAGCAAAGAUUAGCCCAAAUUUUGUAUUUAUUUAAUUUAAAGAGUUUUUAGAAUAU
Molecule: messenger RNA, 1953 nt
Organism: Trichoplusia ni (cabbage looper)
Lineage: Eukaryota; Metazoa; Arthropoda; Insecta; Lepidoptera; Noctuidae
Product: zinc finger protein 771-like
Exons: 6
Coding region: 80-1330 (416 amino acids)
Biological process (GO): regulation of transcription by RNA polymerase II
Cellular component (GO): nucleus
Molecular function (GO): RNA polymerase II cis-regulatory region sequence-specific DNA binding; zinc ion binding; DNA-binding transcription factor activity, RNA polymerase II-specific
Source: RefSeq, a predicted model, not a curated record